AUGGCCACCAUUCUUCAUGAGGAGGCACUUUCGACUGAACUUCUCCAAGAUUUGAAGAAUAGUGGAUUCACGACUCGUUUUCUUCAAUCCCAGUGGGAAGAGCAAAAGUCUUUGCAGCUCUCCGUUCGGGCUUACAAUGACCAAGCUGGAAUGAAAAAGUUCGCAAAACUUUUGGAAGCCGAACGGUCGGCUCAGGCACAUUCGGAUGCAUUGGAAGCCAUAAAGAAGGAGCUGGAUCGUAUCGUCCUGAUACGAACAAUGGCCGAUAGUUCUACCGAUCAAGCUGCUCAGCACCUGCAGGAGUUACAUGAUGAAUCCCAAAAAUGCUUGCAUGAUUUGACUGCCCAAAUCGGUCUGUCCGAUCUGAAACUUCCGCGAAAUCCAUCUGGCCCAGAAAGGGACUACAUCGAGAAAUAUAUUCUAGCCCGGUUCCGCAAACAUUCUAUACUUAUCUGCUUAGCCAAGUACCAGGAUGAGAUGAACCCUGUUUGAAGCUCCCAACGGCGUGGAGGGCGGCUAGUUGCAAAAGUCGUACUUUAAGGAUACUCGAGGAUGGUCUCAGUGUUUAGUAGUGCAAACGACCACGCCCAAACCAUUUCUGCCCAUGUUGCACAAUAUAACAAGCUUGUCAACAGCCUCGAACAUUCCGUCAGACCAUCCUGGUUCCCAGACUCUCAAGUGCAUGUGAAAAUGAAUGCCAAAGAGGUGCUCAAUAUGGACCCCAGUGAUGAAUGAUGGACUAAGAUGUGGGAGAGCCUGUGGAACUCCAACUGGUCCCUGGAUGAGAAACCACCGGCCUUCAUUGUCAAUCAGCAGGUUCGCCAUGGGAUAGCAGUGAUGCUAUCACUUGCUCGUAUUGAGGAAGAAAAGUGCAGGCUUGCCUGAGAAGAACUUAAUG
Molecule: messenger RNA, 898 nt
Organism: Cantharellus anzutake
Lineage: Eukaryota; Fungi; Basidiomycota; Agaricomycetes; Cantharellales; Hydnaceae
Exons: 3
Coding region: 1-492 (163 amino acids)
Source: RefSeq, a predicted model, not a curated record